GCUGCGGCUCCAGAGAGGGGUGAAACGUUCUCCGUUGUUGUCAAUGGGGAUGCUGACAGCCGAUCGGGUUGUGCUUCGAGGCUCUUCUGGAAUCGUCGCUGAUAUAAAUACAAAGCAGAUGCUAGCAGCUGAAAUCGGGGACAGUGCAUCAAUGAAGGAAAAUUCGUUUUAAAACGUUUAUUGAUUUUUUUUUAAAGUCACACCGGUACCCUGCCAUGCACGUUUUCAGCAUCGUUUUUGUAGGAUGUUGGACGAUGAACAACGCACACUCCGCCAUUCCCGGUGGACGCUAAUUCAGUAACAUGGCGAUUUCGUUACCCAAGAUAGGUGCAUCAGCAUCCUAAAUACACGUAACAAACCACUGAGGUUUAGUUGAAGCCGUAAAUGCUGAACAUGUCCAGCCCUGGCGACCUCAAGCCCCCCUGUGUGACGAGGAACGGCAUGGUCAAGCUGCCCCCACAGCCCAACGGCCUGGGCUCAGCCAGCAUCACCAAGGGGACUCCGGCCGCCAAGAACCGCCUGUGCCAGUCGUCCUCGGUGCCCACCAUCCUGCCGCCGCCGGGCCUACCCUACCACGCCGAGACCCUUCCCACGGCCGCUGGUCUCCUGGGCCCCGACCCCGAGCGUACCUCCCCCACCUCCGGCCCUCCCCCCCUCCGCAAGUUCCCCAAGCCAUUCGGCGAGAGGCAGCUGGUCCUGGACGAGAAGGUCCUGAACCGGCUGCUCUGGUACUUCACCACGGCUGAAAAGUGCACCCUAGCCCAGGUGUGCAAGACGUGGCGGAAGGUCCUCUACCAGCCCAAGUUCUGGGAGGGGGUGACGCCCAUCCUGCAUGCAAAGGAACUGUACAGCCUGCUGCCCAAUGGAGAGAAGCAGUUCGUCAGCCUGCAGGCCUUCGCCCUCAGGGGCUUUCAGGCCUUCUGCCUGGUAGGUGUGUCUGACCUGGACAUCUGCGAGUUCAUCGACAACUACCCCCUGUCCAAGAAGGGUGUCAAGUCUAUCAGUCUGAAAAGGUCCACCAUCACGGAUGCUGGUUUAGAGGUGAUGCUGGAGCAGAUGCAGGGCCUGGUGCACCUGGAGCUCUCCGGGUGUAACGACUUCACCGAGGCGGGGUUGUGGUCGGGCUUGAACGCGCGGCUCACCUCGCUGAGCGUCAGCGACUGCAUCAACGUGGCCGACGACGCCAUCGCCGCCAUCUCCCAGCUGCUGCCCAACCUGUCGGAGCUGAGCCUGCAGGCCUAUCACGUGACCGACACGGCCAUGGCCUACUUCACCGCCAAGCAGGGCCACACCACGCGCACGCUGCGCUUGCACUCCUGCUGGGAGAUCACCAACCACGGCGUGGUCAACAUGGUGCACAGCCUGCCCAACCUCACCGCCCUCAGCCUGUCGGGCUGCUCCAAGAUCACAGACGACGGCGUGGAGCUGGUGGCCGAGAACUUGCGCAAGUUGCGCAGCCUGGACCUGUCCUGGUGCCCGCGCAUCACCGACGUGGCGCUCGAGUACAUCGCCUGCGACCUGCACAAGCUGGAGGAGCUGGUGCUGGACCGGUGUGUCCGGAUCACUGACACGGGGCUGGGCUACCUGUCCACCAUGUCGUCCCUUCACAGCCUGUACCUGAGGUGGUGCUGCCAGGUGCAGGACUUUGGGUUACAGCACCUGUUUGGUAUGCGGAGCCUGCGUCUUCUAUCCCUUGCAGGCUGCCCCCUACUGACCACCACCGGCCUCUCGGGCCUCAUACAGCUCCAGGACCUGGAGGAACUGGAGCUGACCAACUGCCCAGGGGCCACCGCCGAACUCUUCAAGUACUACUCCCAGCACCUGCCUCGCUGCAUGGUCAUCGAGUAGCGGCCGGGGCGACGAGAGCGCCGCGACACGACGCGUCACCCCAAAACUUUUCUCCUUCAGUUGAAAGAAAAAAGAACGCGGACCUACAUGAUUUCACCCGGGACCCAAGGGGGGAGGGGGGGUCGGAAAGGCAAGGGAGCGCGAGUCAGGGGAAGGCGUAAACGGGACCGGAAAACGAUGGGGGGCAAAUUAAGAACCACCACAGACGGCGGGGCUCGCGAAAACAGAGGACCUGGAUGGACUUUAAACAAAAACGAGAAGGGAACCAUCUCAGAUCGGUCGUUUUUUUUUUCCGAUGGGAACGGGGCGUGCUAGAUUUAAACGAGAUUAACACACAUACAUGUGCACACACGUAGUGUAUGAAAUAUGACACUCCACAUAACAGUGAAACUUAGCUUUGGUGUGACAUCAUUCUGUGUUUUUUCAGUAAAAAAAGAGAAUAAAUAAACAAAAGAAAAUAAAAAGCUGUAUAGAGGCUCUGAGAAUCUAUAGGCUGAGGACAGGGCGAGGGGGAGGAGCGAAUCUUAAAGGCCACACCCGAAAGGACCGAGAGGCAUUAAGCCCGGUGCAUUACUGCAGGUGGUUGAGUCUUUUUUUUUUUUUUUACAUUUUUGUGUCUUAAGAAAAAGAAAAAACAAAUAAAUGUAAACAGAACAUUAACAAAAGAUACAUAGGCUUUUUUUCAAAGAUGCACGCUUUAACCGCUUCUUGUCAUGCAAUUUAUAAAUAUUUUUUUGAAAAUUUUUUUGGUUUAAGGGAAUAAAUACAAAAACCUAGCUGUGGUGAAGAAGGUUAUCAGAAUUUUCCCUAACAAAGGGGCGAGGGAACACAGGAACAGGUUGUGUCGACACAAGCUCUCAACAUUUUUGCGAGCGUUUGGAAGAAGAUUCCGGUGUAAAGGGCCACCUUCUUUGUGGAGGGGUCUUCAGCUGUGACUCUUGGGGAGGGGAAUUGGGAGGUGGGGUAGAGUGGAGGUUGGGUAUCUUAUAAUUCGCUGUGGGAGGCUUCACUAUAAUAUUAUAAUUCACUGGGAGGCUCUGUAUGUACAGUAGAUGAUAUGUGCAACUUGGCCUUUUUUUGGUUGUUUUAUUUUCCUUCCUUGAUUUGAUGUCAUACAACGUUGUGUCUCAUGUGCUGGUUGCAGUCUUAAUCCCAUUUCACAUGGAAGUGAACAUGCUGCUCCGCACAUCUUUGCUGACCUACAGUACAGGGCAACCUAGGCAUGAAACAUUUUUGAGGGAGGCGCUGUUGCCAGUUUUUUUGUGAUUUCAAUCCAUUUGUUUUGACAUCAGGUGACACCAUUCAACCUCACUUGAAAGUGGCUUUUUCCCCCCUGAGGUUUAAGCACACAAAAUCAGUUGUCUUCUUUUAGCCAUACAACAAGACACAAUGUGUUGAUGCAUAUACAGGUGCACUGAAAUUAUGAUUCAUGACAGACUGGAAGGACUUCCCCUAUGUGACAGAAUGAAAAUGUUGGGGGGGGGGGGGGGGGGGGGAGGUGUGAUGGCACCAGAUACUUUUUUGCCUUUGAUAUUGGGUCUGAGAUCAGUUUGCCUAUCCUCAAUCCUAAUCCCAGCCAUUCAGUGUAAAAAACUUGAUUCUGAUCCAGGAUAAGAGCAAGAAGUACCUCCACAUAGUGUGGGGCUUUUCUUGUUGCACAGAAUGGACACUCCUCUCUGUGAUUGGCUCACGUGUAUCAAAUGAGUUUUAGACCAAUCAGUGUAGGGCACACAUUUUGUAUGAAGAGGGUACCACCUCAUCCUUGCUGAGGGAUUCUGAAUUUUGAGUUUUUUCUUGACACUGUGCUGCUCAGUGCUUUCCCACAGUCCCUUUCUCUGCAGUUUCCCACACAGGCUUUGUAGCCUCCUUCUUCCCUUAGUAACCAAUCCUGGAAAAUAUUUACGAUGAAUGGCUGGGGUUAAGACUGGGAAAGGGAGAGCUGAUCUUAGAUCUGUUUUCACAGGCAGAAAGUAUGCAGAGCCUCUCCGGUACUAUAGAUGACCUGUGAACAGUCUUCUCAAAAACUAGCUUUCAGGACAAUUCUUGUGAUCAUAGCAGUCUUUUGAUGGCCGUGACUACACAUCAGAAAGCAACCCUCUGUUGCAACCCUAUUCAUCAGCUAUAAUAGAGGAAAUAUAGUGACUCAGGUUUGAAAUGCAACAUAGCAUAUGAAUUCUAACCAGUGUCUCUCCAGGUACUAGACAUGCACUACAAUAUAUACAGUGUAAACUAAAGGAGGCUAUCUUUCUAACCUGUGGCCGAGUUGGAGUUAUUUAUUGAUGCUGAUCUUUUGUCUUCAGAUACGUCUGACUAGGAACUCAAAGGGAGUGUGGUUUUCUUCAUCAAAUGUGUCUACUCGUUCGAAAACAAAGAAAAAUAAAAAAUUCUACAAUAAGCGUUGACUCACUUGUUCGCGGGGUAAGUUGGGCAUGCAGUAUUGACUGGUCCUUGCUUGGAGAUUUGUUUCCAUUCAUUUUUGUGGAUUCAGGAUUUGUGAAUGGGGUGGAUGGCUUCCCAGUGUGGAGCAGGGAGGAGACUCUCACCUGUUGGCUCAUGAUCUGAGACUGGGUCAGGCAAGUCGGUGAGCCAGCGCCCCCUCCCUGAGCUGGGGUUCAGUUCUUCUGGGUGAAGCGGAUCGCUUCCCAAAUGCCCGUCUCCGUCCACGUGGGCUUUGGUUUUACUUGCGGCAAUGCGAUGCUGCAAUGGUGGCGACUCUUAAAGCACGCUGUGUUGAUCUGACCACAGUCGGCCUUUGGUUCCAUUUCAUUUUGAAAGUCGGGGACUUUAAUCUAUUUUUAGCGAAGGCAAAGAGUGGGAUGGAGGCUGUCAGAGGGACAGGGUGACUGAGUGGGUGGCAGCACUUUUUAGAGAGAUACCUAAUUUUUUUGUUGAGCAGCAGUUCAGGUGCAGUGAGCAGGAGCAUGAGCUUGAAUCAAUACAGUAUUAUUUGCUUAACAGUCACACCUUUAUAUAAGGUAACUGUGUUCUACAUCCUGAAUUCAAACCUGUCCCAGAACCACUAUGCCGUACUAAAGAUAUUGAAUAUUCUAGGCAGAUAUUCAGUUCCUGCCCUGUACUCUGCACUGCCUUGUCUAGAGGGGUUAUGAUCCAGUAAUGGGAGAUGCCCAUGCUGCUGCUGAUGUCUUGAACCACAGCUGUUUGCAAAUGCUCGUCACGAGCCAGCAAAUCAAAACGCUUACAGCUCCAACAGUGGCAGAGACAGAACUUCGAAUGUGAAGAACACAGAGCUGAAUAUCUGCCCAAUAUGUAGAGGAUCUAUGGCUGCACUGCCUCAACCAGCAGUAAUGGCUCCAAACCCACAACAAAGAUACAGUCCUGAUGGCAGGCUCAUUUGUUUACUUUUUAUAUUCAUAUGUUGAUGGAAUGAUUCCUCUAUUUAUUUAUUUGAUUUUAUA
This is a messenger RNA of Megalops cyprinoides (Indo-Pacific tarpon), 5264 nucleotides long. RefSeq names its product F-box/LRR-repeat protein 16-like. The record is from RefSeq and is a predicted model, not a curated record. The transcript is spliced from 6 exons. Gene Ontology annotation, cellular component: SCF ubiquitin ligase complex. Gene Ontology annotation, molecular function: protein binding. Lineage: Eukaryota; Metazoa; Chordata; Actinopteri; Elopiformes; Megalopidae. Bases 385 to 1848 code for a protein of 487 amino acids. Gene Ontology annotation, biological process: SCF-dependent proteasomal ubiquitin-dependent protein catabolic process.